This is a messenger RNA of Entamoeba dispar SAW760, 819 nucleotides long. RefSeq lists its product as uncharacterized. The record is from RefSeq and is a predicted model, not a curated record. The transcript has a single exon. Gene Ontology annotation, biological process: spliceosomal complex disassembly. Bases 1 to 819 code for a protein of 272 amino acids. NCBI's taxonomy places the organism in Eukaryota, Evosea, Mastigamoebida, Endamoebidae. Gene Ontology annotation, cellular component: spliceosomal complex.
AUGGUUGAUUCAUUAAAUUAUUAUGACUUUCUUGGAAUUUCUAAAGAUGCCACAAAUUAUGAAAUUAGAAAAGCAUACAAAACCAAAGUACUUCAUAUCCAUCCAGACAAAAUUAAAGACCCUCAACCAAGUGACUUUGACAAAUUUCAUAAACUUCAAUUAAUCAAAGACACAUUACUUGACACUGAAACAAGAAAUUUGUACGACAAAAUGAUUGCUAGUCAAUUAACCACAAGAAAACUAAUCGAAGAAAUGGAAACAAAUAGAAAAAAGAUGAUUGAUGAACUUCUCCAACAAGAAAAACAAUAUCAUGAAUCACAAAAAAUAAAAGAGUUGUUUGAAAAACAUAAUAAACAAAUUGAAGGUGAUAGAUUUGCAAAAUUAAUCAAAAAAUGGUAUUUUCAUCGACAAAACAAAGCACCAUCAUCUAUUAAACGAUCUAUUAGAAUUUUUUGGAGUAAUAAAGUACCAAAAGGAUAUUUUAACAAAGAAUUCAUCAGACAGAAGUGCUUGACGUUUGGAGAUGUUGUUGGUGUUUCUCUUAAAGACCAAAUGUGUUUUGUUUUAUUUAAAAAUGAUGAUACAAUAACCAAAAUUGAAAUGAAAAGUGAACAUGGGAAUGUGUUUAAUGAUGAAUUGAAAGACUCUAAUAUCGAAAUUUUAAAAAAUACAUAUCUUCAUUCUUCAAUCUCAUUAAACGAUUUCACACACUACGAACAACAAAUAUUACAAAAGGCUUAUAUCAAACUAAAAGAAACUAACCCAAACUUAACUAGUCCUUCUAUUCAUACUAACCAAAAUACUUUUAUAAUUGAUUAA